Messenger RNA from Vairimorpha ceranae, 177 nucleotides. RefSeq lists its product as hypothetical. The record is from RefSeq and is a predicted model, not a curated record. The transcript has a single exon. NCBI's taxonomy places the organism in Eukaryota, Fungi, Microsporidia, Nosematidae. Bases 1 to 177 code for a protein of 58 amino acids.
AUGAUUAAGUUUUUUAAAAAAUAUAUGCAAAGAAACACCUUGAUUAACAGACGGUCACAAACCAUAACUGUCAUGUGUCAUAACCCUCAUGAAAUCAAUUUCUGGAAUGCUUGGUUUUACUUGUUUACUUCUUUGUUUGUGUGGAAUCUUCCACAUUUUGAAAAUUUAAAUUUUUAA